Messenger RNA from Puccinia triticina, 1965 nucleotides. RefSeq lists its product as uncharacterized. Gene Ontology annotation, biological process: transmembrane transport. Gene Ontology annotation, molecular function: transmembrane transporter activity. Gene Ontology annotation, cellular component: membrane. The coding region runs from base 1 to 1965 and encodes 654 amino acids. The transcript has 18 exons. Lineage: Eukaryota; Fungi; Basidiomycota; Pucciniomycetes; Pucciniales; Pucciniaceae. The record is from RefSeq and is a predicted model, not a curated record.
AUGUGUCUCUGGGGUGUCAAUGUCGAGCCCAUUUGUAGAUCGGAAUCGGCCCCGUAUGCGGCUGCGUUUGCGAAAGAGUGGGAGUCAACCAAGCAAGCUACGGAUCCCGUCGUCCACAGCCAUCCUCAUGAGCCUGGCGCCCUUCCACCAGCAACCAUCUGCACCAGACCACCCUUCCUGCCCCGCCAAAAAUACGCAUUCCAGUCCCACCAACAAACCGGCAAAAAGACUAGCAAUUGCAUCCACAUCCACCCAUCCAAGGCGAGCAUCCGCGGAGAACAAUCUCGUCGGGCCCGCACUUUCGGCGCUGUUUGUUUGCGUCGGCUCCGGAUAUCAGGCUCGAUGGCCGGCCACAGCUGCGUCGUGUCGGGUGCCAAAGGGCUCGCGGACGGUGCCCUGGACGCCGGGCCUUCGUCGGCGUCGCCCCACGCGGCCGCCGAUGCCCUGCAGACGGCGCGGCAGAAGCGCGCCAUCCUCAAGCUGGAUCUCCUAGUCGUCCCCAUCCUGGGCCUGUUCUUCUUGCUGAGCGCGCUCGAUCAGUCCAACAUCGGCAAUGCUAGGAUCAUUGGUCUUCAAAAGGAUCUCCGGAUGUCCGACUACGAUUUCUCGAUGGCUUUGACGCUGGUCGAGCUUCCAUCCAACCUAUUGGUGCAAAAGAUUGGCGCCGGGAUACAAAUCCCGCUAAUAGUGACGGUCUGGGGACUGAUAACGUGUCUGCAAGGGCUGGUGACCAGCUAUCGGGGACUGUUGGCUACGAGGUUCUUUCUCGGCCUCGUUGAAGGAGCACUAGGGCCGGCCACCGUUCUUUACAUGACAACGUUCUACACCAGAUCUGAGCUCCAAUUUCGCAUCGCUAUGUUCCUGAGCACAGUGUGUAUAGCUGCAGCGGUCUCCGGAUUGCUGACUUACGAGAUCGUCAAGCUGGAUGGUCGGUGGGGACAUCCAGGCUGGGCUUGGGUCUUUCUGAUCGAGGGCUUCGUUACAUCGAUUAUCGGCCUGACCGGAUUCUAUUUUCUGCCAUCAAGCAUUGAGAACGCAAUACUUUUAACAAACGAAGACAAAACCUUUCUUGUCUCGAGACUCAAGGCGGUCGGGAAGCCCAGUCCCAGCUCCGCUUGUUCAUUGACUUCUAUCCAGGAGUUUUCGCCCAAGUCUACCAAGUACCAGGUCCUGGCAGCCUUCAAAAGCCCACACGUGAUACUCAUGAGCGUAGCACAAUUCGCAUCAACAUCCAACAUCUAUGGCCUGGGUUACUUUACACCUACCGCUCAUGUGCUCGAAUUUGCUGACGACCUACUGAAAAUCGGUGGAAUCCGCGCAGUUGUGAUGAGAUUCGGUUACUCUCCGAGAGCCACUCAGCUCUUGACAGUCCCGCCCUUCAUUGUAGCUUUUAUCUACAUCCUAGGCCUCUCGUACUGGUCAGAUCGCUAUCAAUCUCGGGGCCUUGCAGGGGGGACCAGCGCAGCCCUUGCAAUAAUCGGCUUCUCGAUCUUCUAUGGGUCAACCUACGAUAAACUGCGGUAUGCGUCCUUGUUUUUAUCGAUCCCUGGAGCCUAUGGUGUCAUGCCGAGCUUGGCGGCUUGGACGGCGGAUAACAGCGAGCCGCACGUUCGAAAAGCGAGUGCACUCGCCUGUGGUGGAAUGGUAGCAAACGUAGGUGGAUUGUUCAGCGUUUGGAUCUUCACCCUGGGGCAACCGCCACGAUACUCCCUUCCGACCGAAGUCAACCUAUUUCUGGCAGUGGUGAUCAUUACCUGCUGCAUAUUGAACGUAAUGUGGCUCCGACACGCCCAGAAAGAUAAAUCUGAGAAAAGAAACGAAAUUUUGCAGCAGUUCAGUUGUGGCGAUUCAGACCGGGUUGUCAAGGAAGAGCUGCAGAAGUACCCGACCGAACGGGACCUAACAUCUGCACAGGCUUGGGACCAUCUGGGCGACAAGCAUCCAGAUUUCAAAUACGUUUACUGA